AAUUUCUUCUUGAGCCAGUUGAAAAAAAAACAAAGUAAAAUCAAAAUUAACACUUAUUUGUUUAUUUCCAAAUAAAAUUUCGCACAAACAGCCAGCAACAGCAAGCUACAAAACAAACGCUUCUAAAAUAGAUUUAGUAUUACAAUCACAAAAACAAUGAUACCAACUGACAAUUUAACUAGAGCCAGUCUUGAUAACUUUGCAGCUUUUAAGAGAGCCUCUUCUUUUUCUAAUAUUCCUAGACCAAGCUCUUCUUCAAAAAAGUCUAAAGAGAAUGAGAAUUUUAUAUAAUUUUAGCAACAAUUAUAAUUAUAGUAACACUAAUAGCAUUAAAAUGUGCAUCAAUCAUAACUUUAGAUAGUUGGAUCUUCUGGAAAUCUUCAUAAGCAAGCUAUAUUAGUAAACUAGAUACCUUUAUCAUUUAAUUAGAACAUACAAAAUAACCAAAUUCCAUUAACACAGAGGACAAAGGAAAUAAAUAAUGCAUAAAUAACUGCUAAUACAGCACAUAUUCAAUAAAUUACUCAGUAAAAAUUAACUACGUCUACUUCUAACAGCUGCUAAAACACAGCUAGAAAUCACUCUUAGAAUUAAAAUGCAUCAAGCUCUAUUUCAGCAUCUAAAAUUAAUACUUAAUCUUCAUAUAGCAUUUCAACGAGUAGCAGAACUUCUUCAUAAAAGGCUCUUGGCCAUACAUAAAGCUCAAAUAAUCUAAGCAGUGCUUUAACUACUUCGAAUUCUUCAUCUUCUCAAAUGAGUGCAUUGCAACAGAAUAUUAGAUUAUCUCUGAACAAUAAUGCAACAACAUAAAUAGUUUAAAGCAAUAACUAAACUGGAAUAAAUAUUUCAAAUACGAUUAAUUAAAAUAAUUCUUCUCUUCCUUAAUCAACAACUAAAAAUCUGAGAGAAAUCUUGCAAAGCAGCACGACAAAACAAAAUAAUUUGUAUACACACAAGCAAUCUGCAUCUAAUAUUUAGAAUAAAAAUCAAAAUGAUGAAAAUAACUCAAAUUAUGCAAUUUAAAAACAAUUAUUAAAUUAAAAUCACAGUUCAAAGAGAGUUUUGACAACUCCAAGCACAAUUGGAUUGGAUGAAUCUUAUGGUUUAAAAGAUAUGAAUGUCUGUAAAAAAGAUAUUUUAAGAAUGUCCCUUACAAAAUAGAAUUCAGCUGGAACAGCAGUCUCUACUUCAUAAAAUAAUAUGAUUUUUUCAUAAAAUUAAACAAUGUCAAAUAAUAAAUCAUAUAAAGAAUAUCCUAAAUAGAGCAGUACUUCGCAACCUAAGCAAAGACAUUCAGAUAUAAUUGAUGGAGCUAGUUCAAACAAUUUACUGCAUUCUUAAUCUAUUUCAAAUGCUUUUGCAUAAAAUUUAGAAGAUAAAAACUUAACAACAGCUAAGAAAUCAAAAAAAAAUAUUAACUUUUAUAAAAAAGAAAUUGAAUACUACAGAUAGCGCGAAUUAGAGUACCUCUAAAAAAUCUAAAAACUGGAAAAAGAGAAUAAGAGAGUUGCUUAGAUAGUUUAGAAGAGUGAUCAAGAAGUAGUUCUUCUAAGAGAAGAAGUAACAGCUUUUAGCAAUCGUUACAACUUAAAUAACACAUCAAACACAAAAAUUGAAGAAGGUGAGCAGAAGUAGAGAGUUAUUACGCCUGCCUUCACCUCAUAGCAAAAUGCAUAAUAUUCAGAUAUUAGAAAUAUUUAAGUAAUGAAUAUUCAUCUUCAAGACUUAUAAGAAAAAGAUUAGCCUCUUUAGUUAAGUGAUUUAAAUCAUAAUAGCAAUCAGCAGGUAGAUGACAUCGAUUAUGCAAGAAAUCAAGAAAAGAUAAACAUGCUCUAGUCUUAUAGUGUUAAUUUGGAAUAAAAAUUAAAGCUUUUAGAAUAAAAUCUACUUUAAGGCACCUCCUAAAAUAGUAAAAGUAUUAGCAGUACAAAAUUGAAUUAAAAUAGAGAAACUUUGAAUAGUUGCUAUAAAGUACUAGAAUAAAAAUACACGCAAUUAUAUAACAAAGCAAAACAAUCUAAGCACGAGACAGAUGAUAUUUAAACUCAAAUACUUUACUAUCUUGAGGAGAUAAAAAAAAUCCCAAAGCAUCUUAAUCAAGAUAUAUGUGAAUAAGAUGAAGCGAAUGUAGCACCAAGCGCCUAAAUUGGUUAAAGUAGUAUCCUAAAGGUUCUUGGCCUUGGUAAAUAGCUAGUCUAAAAAGUUAGUAAUCAGUGA
This is a messenger RNA of Tetrahymena thermophila SB210, 2217 nucleotides long. RefSeq lists its product as hypothetical. Lineage: Eukaryota; Ciliophora; Oligohymenophorea; Hymenostomatida; Tetrahymenidae. The transcript is spliced from 2 exons. The record is from RefSeq and is a predicted model, not a curated record.